AUGCCGUCCCUCCAUUUCACGACCGCCCUCUGGACCGCAUUCGCCAGCCUGACAUUCGCCUACAGUAUUCCCGCCAAUCUAGCCCAACUCUACAACACUCACAAGUCCAAACCCUGCACCACCAUCCUCGCCAGCAACUUCAGUGACGGCCAAACCAGCGACACCACCUUCACUUACUGCGGCGAUAUCCCCAACGCCGUCUUCCUGCACAGCGAUUCCAUGGGCGGCGAAUACGAUAACAUGGAUAUUGACUGUGAUGGGGCGCACGCGCACGGGGGGAAUUGCGGGAAUGAUCCGUCCAUUCAGGAUCAAACGACUUUUAAGGAUCAGCUGGGGCAGUAUGGGAUUAGUGAUCUCGAUGCGAAUGUUCAUCCGUAUGUCGUGUUUGGGAAUACGGAUUAUGAUCCGCAACGGAGUGGGAUGGUGCCGUUGGGUGUGAUGGCCGUGGUUUGUAAUGGGCAGGUGGUGUAUGGAAUUUGGGGAGAUACGAAUGGCGGGAGCGUGACGGGCGAGGCGUCAAUUGCUCUCGCCGGACUGUGUUUCCCGGAUGCCGGGAUCAGUGGGAAUAAUGGCCAUUCGCCGGAUGAUGUGAUGUAUAUUGGAUUCACGGGGCAGGAUGCGGUGCCGGGAGGUAGUGCCAAGUGGACGGCGGGGAAUACGCAGGAAUUUGAGGAGAGUAUUAAGAGUUUGGGGGAUCGGUUGGUUAGUGGACUGGCUUAG
Messenger RNA from Aspergillus ibericus CBS 121593, 720 nucleotides. RefSeq names its product glycoside hydrolase family 75 protein. The record is from RefSeq and is a predicted model, not a curated record. The transcript has 3 exons. The coding region runs from base 1 to 720 and encodes 239 amino acids. Lineage: Eukaryota; Fungi; Ascomycota; Eurotiomycetes; Eurotiales; Aspergillaceae. Gene Ontology annotation, molecular function: chitosanase activity.